Belonocnema kinseyi is the source of this 2632-nucleotide messenger RNA. Its product is annotated as SET domain-containing protein SmydA-8-like. The record is from RefSeq and is a predicted model, not a curated record. Gene Ontology annotation, molecular function: protein binding. The coding region runs from base 391 to 1701 and encodes 436 amino acids. The transcript is spliced from 8 exons. NCBI's taxonomy places the organism in Eukaryota, Metazoa, Arthropoda, Insecta, Hymenoptera, Cynipidae.
GGAAUCUGAGACUUAGACCACGUCAUAGAACAAUAAAUUGUUUUUGUAUCUAAAGAAAUUUAAAAUAAUUUGCUAUUAAUUUAUUCAUGAUGAUUUGUUUCUGAAUAGUAGUGAAAGCACGCGCUUUUGCGAAUAAUUAUUAUACGAAGGAUAGGCGAAAGAUAGUAUGAAGAAAAGUAAGUGAUUGAUCCUGAGGUGGUGGAUACAUUAUUAAGAAGCCACCUGGAAAGACAUAGUCUACUCUUCGCCUCUUCUUCCUGCUGGACUGUAAAAUAUUCCAAACUGGGAGGUCGUGGUUUAUUUGCCACUCGAGAUAUUCAACAAGGAGAGCUCAUUUUCAUCGAUGCACCCCUAGUAAUCGGUCCAAGAUGUUACAAAAAAUAUCUUCCAAUGUGUGUCAAUUGUUGCAAAGUCGACUGCUCCCUUUUUCCUUGUGAAAGGGGAUGUGGUCUCCCGGUCUGCUCCAAUGAGUGUGAAAAUUCACCUAAACAUAUUCGAUUAGAGUGUGAUUAUUUGAGAAGCUUGAAGCCCACUUGUGACUCGACGGGGUCCAUAGAUUUACUACAAGCAGUUGUUCCAAUUAGGAGUCUCACAUUCUCCGAAGAUGAGAAAAAAUUGUUACAUGCAUUUGAAUGCCACCCAGAAGUACAAAUGGGCCGUGAGGUUGAGCUUUUAAAGAAAAAUGUGAAAAUUAAUCCAAGCGAGGAAGAAGAGGCUCUGAUGCUUAGAGUAUCCAGAGUUAUGGACACAACCUGUUUCGAAACUGCCAUAACGACUAAUAAAUCUUCAGCGAGUUUGAGAGCUCUUUAUCCAUUAGGAGCCUUGCAAAAUCAUUCUUGCAUACCAAAUACCAGACAUCAUUUUGAUUCAAAUCAACGAGCUAUCGUCAGUGCAGCUUUGCCGAUCAAAAAAGGAGAAGAAAUUACGAUGACGUAUACUGAUUUAUUGUGGGAUACAACACUGAGAAGGCAUUUCCUAAAAGUCACGAAAUAUUUCUCCUGCAAAUGCGAAAGAUGCGCUGAUAAAGUGGAACGUGGCUCUAUGUUAGGAGCUCUAAAAUGUGCAGAAGCUGACUGUCCUGGAGACUUGCUACCUGAAGAUUCUCUGGAUUUUAAUAGCGCGUGGAUUUGUGGAAAAUGCCAGCUAAGAAUUUCUGGUCGUCAGAUUAAAUCUAUCAAAUCGGGAAUCGGAGCUAUAAUGGAGGAAAUGCAGUAUAAAAGUCCUCGACAAAUUCAAAAAUUUAUAGAAACGGAAUUGAGAGUUUUGGUUCCGGCUACAAAUUGCACUAUGCUUGAUAUGAAGUUUCGAGUAAUUUCACUCUUCGGCAGAAUUGAAGGUCUCUCCUGGAAAGAUUUAACAGAUCGAGAAUUAAAUAUUAAAGGAAACUACUGCAAUGAACUUUUAAACACACUAGACCUUUUAGGUUGCGGUGCCUGUAAAAAGAAAGGAUUAAUUUUAUACGAACUGUACCGUACGAAUGAAGAAAAACUUUCUCGUUUAGCGAGUCGGCCAAUGGACGAUUGUGAAUUUUCCGAGGCUGACUUAAUUGAUAACGAAAGCAUUUUACGCGAGGCUUCUGAAAUAUUACAAGAAGAUAUUGCAGCUCCAGAGGACUAUCAUUGUAAAAUUCGCAAUAAUCAUGAAAUUCGUACAUUUCAAAGCGAAAAAAGGGAAGGCAGUCUGUCCAAUGCAGUAAUGUAAACUGUCAAUGUUUUAAGUUCUUCCUUUAGACAAUGAAUACAUUAUAUCCAUUCCUGCAUUUUAUUUAUCUGUCAAACAUAAUUCAUUAUUUGUUCCAAUCCUUUUUUGUUAACUAAGAAGUAUAACGACUGUAAAAAAAAAGAAAUAAACUCCGAAAAUGCUAUCAGUCAUUUUCAAUUGUCAAUUUAGUUUGGAAAUUUUUAACGCUUCAAUUAAAAAAUGUGCAACUUGAAGCGCUUUUAAUUUUAAAUUAUCUAACUCUCGAAAUUUCAAUCGUAGUUUGAAAGCUUUUUAUUUAAAAUUGUUCUUUUCAAUUUGAAUUUUUAAAAUAAUUUAAAAAAGAUUCAAUUCAAAAUUAUUCAAUUUUAUACCCUUAUAUUCAAAUUAUCCAACUUAUAAACUAUUGAGAAUGGUUAAACUGCGAUACGCCACCUGAUGACAAAAAUUCGAACUAGAAAUAAUAGGCACGAUUUUAAAGAUGCAUUUUAAUUUGUGCAUAAAAGUGUUUUAACCAUUUUUUUUGGAGUUUAAAGUAUUUAUUGGAUAAUAAAAAUAAGUCUUUCUCGGAAGAAAAGUGUUUUAGAUGGAAUUGACAUAUUAUAUAGUGGAAAACCACACUUUUUGACAGAAAUAUUUUCUCAACAAAAAAACAAUUAUUGUUCUCUUUAUUGUGAUUUUCAAAAGAAUAUAAACUUAAAUGGACUUAUUUUAAAGCAAUAAUGAACUCAAAGUCAAUUUUUAUUAAUUUAUACAUAAAAUAUUUAUUAUUUAACAAUCUGAUCUGAAAGUUAAGUUAGAAUUUGUAUUUAAAUUCCAGUCGUCUAUUAUUCAUAUUCCUGGCAUAAUGUGGAUCAAAUUUGUUGCUACAUAAAUUAUUUAAAUUUUAUUUGAGCUUACAAUGCAUUGAAACUAAACAUUACAGAAUGAAAUA